CUUACGACCCCACUUGCAUCCUUCAUGAUGAAUCCAGACUCGCGCAGAGGCGUGUUUCCGCACCCCCGCACAUCGUCCACCAACUCCUCGGGCUCUUCUGAGGAAGCGUAUGAGACUGAAACUACACCUGAGAUACCCGUCGCGGUCAGACCUGCCGGACUCGCGAAAAUAUGGGACGAGAAGGGCGAGCACGCCGCUGGUGAAGACGUUGAGGUCGCCCCCGGUAGUAUCGGCAUUGCACCGGAUGAAGUAUACGAGCGUACCCUGAGCUGGUGGAGAGUCGCUCUCAGGAAAAGGCUCGUUCGUAGUCUCGUCUGGGAGUCCAAGGUCAUCGCGGCUAUGCAGGAGCGUGUUCGCACGCCGUUCUUUGACAUGUAUUUCGUGAACACCUCAACGCUGGGCACACAUACAUUCUUCAUGACUAUGCUGCCGAGUCUCAUGUUCUUUGGAUACGGGGACAUUGCGCAUGGCCUCAUAUUUGUGCUCGCGCUCGGGGUUUAUGCCUCCUCAGUCAUAAAGGAUCUGAUGUGUUCUCCGAGGCCUUUCGCUCCGCCGGUGACCAGGAUCACUAUCAGCACACACCACUUGGAAUAUGGCUUUCCUUCGACGCACUCAACGAACAGUGUGUCCAUCGCGCUGUUUUUCUUCGCAAUUGUCCAUCGCCUCUAUAAGACGCCAGCAGCUGUACUGUCGCCUCCAGUUUCCCCUUCGAACCCACUCACGCUCAGUACAACGCACGUCGUUGAGGACACCUUACCCCAGGCUAUGAUUUCGACCACAGUCUAUGUUAUGUCCGUCAUCCUUCUGGUGAUCUACUGCUUUUCUAUUGUGUAUGGCCGGCUGUACACCGGGAUGCACAGCUUCGCCGACUGUGCAUUCGGUGUCUUUCUUGGGAGUGCAAUUUGGGGGUUGUAUGCACUUAUUGGCGAUAUACUCAACGAGUGGUUGCGAACCCCCGGCUGGUCUGUCCCCGUUGUCGUCAUCUCUACAGGCCUGUUCCUUGUCCACCGCCACCCUGAACCUGUGGAAGAUUGUCCAUGCUUCGAGGACGCGAUCGCAUUUAUGGCCGUCGUUAUGGGCGAGUUCCUGACGCAGUGGUACACGGCAAAUUACGGCUUUGACAAGGGUUUCUUCGUGCACAGCAUGCCUGGCAAGAUUACUGGUACGCCAUCCGAGAUGUGGGCCUGGUGGUCCAUAGCCGUCACAAAGACGGUCAUUGGCAUCUUGGCCAUCUUCGCGUGGCGCAUGUUUGCGAAGUUCUUGCUGCACCGGACCCUGCCGCCGACGUUCCGGUUCCUGGGACAACUCAUGACUCUCCCGCACCGCCGCUUCUACACGCCUGCAACGGACUACCAACGCGUGCCAUCAGAGAAGGGCCUGCACCCUAUUCCGUCCGUUCUCGACCUGCCAAGCAUGCUCGAACUCGAGGUGGAUGGCGUGAGCACCGCGCCUGCAGCGGGCAAGAGCAACAAGCAAGGGCUGAAACUGCGUGCAGGACGGGGCGGUAAGGCGGAGAAGGUGACUACGUCCGGACGUGAGGAGAUAGGGCUCGGUUUGGAAGAGCUUGGUGGGAAGGACGUCGAAGUGAAGCAUUAUGAUGCGGAUGUGCUCACGAAGGUGUUCGUGUAUUGCGGGAUUGGCAUCCUGUCGUCUGGUGUGAUGCCAGUCGUGUUCGAGGUGAUUGGGUGGGGACUCUAAGGCUUUGGAACGGCUUUUGUGGCUUAUUGUACCCGGAAGCUCCGACUAUCAUAUCCUAUCCAAUGUAAACACAACGCUAUGCAAGUUUUGG
Phanerochaete carnosa HHB-10118-sp is the source of this 1789-nucleotide messenger RNA. RefSeq lists its product as uncharacterized. Bases 28 to 1698 code for a protein of 556 amino acids. Gene Ontology annotation, cellular component: endoplasmic reticulum membrane. NCBI's taxonomy places the organism in Eukaryota, Fungi, Basidiomycota, Agaricomycetes, Polyporales, Phanerochaetaceae. Gene Ontology annotation, molecular function: sphingosine-1-phosphate phosphatase activity. The transcript has 7 exons. The record is from RefSeq and is a predicted model, not a curated record.